AUGGUUUAUACAGUCCCUCUCAUAAUUUUCAUGGACGAUGUCUCGGGCAACAUUUUGAAGCAGUGGAACAAGCACCACACUAUUUAUAUGUCAAAUGCAAACUUACCUCGUGAAAUGCUCGAGAAGGAGUUCUUUGUGCGAUUUGUCACAUCGUCACCCCACGCUACUCCAAUGGAACUGAUGCGAGCAAUGAAAGAUUCUCUUUGUAAUGCAGCGCAGUCUGGCGUUGUUGCAUGGGACUGUAAAGAUGAGGAGGAAGUUAUGCUCAUUCCGUGUGGACUUUUUCUUGCUGGCGAUAAUCCUAUGCAAGCCGAGGAAUGCAGUCAUGCAGGCCUUGAUUGCAACUAUUUCUGCAGGACGUGUAACGUUGGCGGCACGAAAGAAUACAAGGCAUCUGAAGAGGGUUACAACAGUAUAUUCAAGUCAGGUAGUUUACGAACACCUGAAAAGACCACUGACAACAUUCAACAUCAAUUUGAAGCUGCAAUGAAAUCGGGUGCCACGACAAAAGUGCAGAGUGCCAUUUCUUCCACAGGUGUUCGUGACAGGAUCAACAUCCACUUGGAUACGCCAACUGAAAUCCUCCAUACAGUAUUGUUGGGCGUGGUGAAGUAUUUUUGGGGUCAGAGCGUGUUUAUCCUGGAGAAAGCCAAGCUGCUGCACAUUUUUCAGAGCCACCUCGAGUCUGUUGACAAAGACGGACUGAACGCACCCUCUCUGAAUGCUGACUAUAUAUGUCAUUAUAAAGGCGGUUUAAUAGGUAAACAUUUCAAGAGCCUAGCCCAAGUUAUGCCCUUCCUGGUGUAUGACCUCGUCCCCCAGACAGUCCUCAAUGGGUGGUCCGUUAUCAGGGAACUUGUCGUGCUCAUUUGGCACACGACAAUACCAGAUACUGAAGAAUAUCUCCAUUCAUAUGUCGUUUCGGACCUGCAAUCAUAUUCUCCACUGAGAGAUAUGAAUCAUUCAAUCACAUUUUCCGACUGUCGUGCAUUCACAGCAAUCGACGUGCGCCCAGCAGGGACACUUGUCGACUCUUCGCGUACCAGGACAUCGUGA
Suillus discolor is the source of this 1056-nucleotide messenger RNA. RefSeq lists its product as uncharacterized. The coding region runs from base 1 to 1056 and encodes 351 amino acids. The record is from RefSeq and is a predicted model, not a curated record. NCBI's taxonomy places the organism in Eukaryota, Fungi, Basidiomycota, Agaricomycetes, Boletales, Suillaceae. The transcript is spliced from 5 exons.